Molecule: messenger RNA, 475 nt
Organism: Amphiprion ocellaris (clown anemonefish)
Lineage: Eukaryota; Metazoa; Chordata; Actinopteri; Pomacentridae
Product: NADH dehydrogenase [ubiquinone] 1 beta subcomplex subunit 1-like
Exons: 3
Coding region: 157-333 (58 amino acids)
Cellular component (GO): mitochondrion
Source: RefSeq, a predicted model, not a curated record
UAUUUAGUAACACGUGGCAAGGGUUAUGUAAGUAAUAAUUGUGUUUUGAUUCAGUAAAUGAUCACGUCUUAGUUGUACUGUUGGUAUUGUCCAAUGUCCUUCCCUUGGUGAAUGAGGAGCUGAAGGCCGCAGGUCGGUAAAACAGAAGCAGGAACCAUGGUGAAUUUUGCUGCAGUUGCCCGCGAGUAUUGGGCACACAUAUUCGUUCCUAUGGGCUUUGUGAUUGGAUGGUACCUUGACAAACAACAGGACCAGAAGCUGACAGCUUUCAGGAAUAAGAGUGUUUUGUUCAGAAGGGAGCUGAAGCCUGGCGAGGAGGUGACCUGGAAGUAGACUCCCCUCUGCUUGAAAAGCCCUUGUACCUGUGGUGUGAAUGAUUGAUGGGUGGCCCAUUCAAUUGCAAUAGUUAAGAGGACUCCCGCACCUCUACGUUUGAGUUGUAUCAACCAGUAAUAAACAUGUUCUCAUCAAAAAA